This is a messenger RNA of Porites evermanni, 23287 nucleotides long. Lineage: Eukaryota; Metazoa; Cnidaria; Anthozoa; Scleractinia; Poritidae. The record is from the annotation of a GenBank genome assembly.
AUGCAGUCAAUAAGUUCAGAUUCUCAGACGCUAAACAACGGACUCCGCGUUGAAUCUUUCUUCAAUACUGCCUCAGAAAACUAUGAAACUGAUACGGAUAGUGAUUCAGGUGCCUUUACGGCCGCCAAUAGACGCCGAAAGUCAAAUAACGACGACGCGCAUCGGCUAUCUACGCCAGAGAUGAUUCGGCAUGCGUUUAAUAUUGCAGUGAUCAAGGUGAGUUUUGCCCUUUAACCGAGCUGUAAGCAGUGAAACGCAGCGAACGAUGAAAAUUCCAAACCACUCUAACACAAUAGUAAUCAGGCAGAAAAUCAUUAGUCGUGUUUUGUUUCUCGACAGAGUUCACUCGUCGUCAAAUUUUCUUUAUCUUUGACAGUGGUUAAACCCCAAACGCGGAGCAUUUGCGUUCUUGUGUUUCUUUGGUUUCCAAAGCAAAGAAAAAAUGUACUUGGCGUAUGUUUUUUGACUACGGAUUUAAUAAUGACACCUGCUUAAAUGAAUGGUCAAAUGUUUGAGAGAUGUGACGCGCUAGAAGCGCGUUAACAAUGCUGUUGCCAUUUUUUAACUUUUAAGAUUCACACUCUUUUAAGUCAGAGUCUUCUCCAACUCUUUUGUGUGUUCUUUUUUUUUUUUCUUUAUUGCCCUUUCUUGCAUUUUAAAACUCAAUAAAACAAUGAAAAGCGUUUUUUUUCGAAAGGGCUUUUCAAUUUCCGCUUCUUAAGUUCAUGAAUUCACAAAAAUAAAGCACGUCAUUAAUUACCAUCUUGCUUUUUUUUUCUCUAGAAUUCAUCAUCCUCAUGGUGUUUCAAUAUUUUAGUCACGUUUUUAUUUUUUAAACAACGAAAAAAAAAAUUGAACUUGUGAACUCAUAAGUAUUUUGUCGUUGGUCUAUUUACAAUAUUCCCUGAACUGUGAAAAAAAAAAAAAUUUCCAUAGCGUUUUGCACCAGCUAUACAACUAUAUUAUUCUGCUUCGCUAGCUUCCUAGCUAAAGCGGCAAGGAUCCUGGCGAAUGUGAAAUUCAAACAGAUGGUAUAUUGAAAAGGUUUGACUAGAAUGCCUUUUGGGCGCAGCCGUGCUGGGCAGCGAUUUAGAAGUUCAAAAGAAAAACAAAAGGACAUAUAAAGUGAAAGACGUUUUUACCCCUACACAGUGACAUAAAAAUAGGAAAUCUAAUUUAAGUUGUAAUUUUUUUGGCGUUAAAUGAACAAUAUAAAGUAGGGAAUCAUAAUUAUUAUUUGCAAUGUAGCUCGCUGUUAUGUUUAUAAUGAGUCAACUAAAUAAUUUGCUUUAAAGAAAUUGUUUUUCCUCGAUGACUGUGACCACUGAAGAAAUAUUGUUGUGUGUUAAAGACAGUGAAUAUUAUUAUUAUUACUGUGAACUCACCCGAAUUAUUUAAAAAAAUUGGAACGACUUCCAGGUGCUGUGAAAAAAACGAAAAACGCAAAAAUCAACCUUAAUUUAGUUUGUAAAACGCAAAUGAGUAGAUUUUCAAAUAUUAUUAUGACUCUUCGACUUCGUAAACCGUUACCUAAUUAGUUAUAGUAAUACUGUACUGAGUGGAGAGCACUGAAUUCAGGGAGUAAUUUCAAAUCGACCAAGCACGUACACGUAGUAAGAAAAAGAUUUAAAAUUACAAGCGUGAUUAACCUGAAUUGUUCUGGACUUGAAGUCAUAACCAAGUAAGUGUGACAAUACAAAAGUGCGAGAAUCUCAGGAUUGGAAUGUUUAUUAAAGUACAAAGUUCUUAUUACAUCAGCUUACAGCUUCUAAAGCAAAAACAUGGCUUGUAAUGUUUGGAGAAGCUAUCGGCAUAUGGAAAUCUAACUGUUGGAACUUUUUUUUAAAUGGUACAAUUUUUAAAAAAAAUAGACUUGUCAAUCCGAAGCUGAAAAACUUGCUCACUGAAGAUUUUUUUUUCAGCGUUGAUUUGCUAGCAUGAACUGAUUUGUUACACCUUAUUGGCUAACAACAUUUGAUACUUGAUUUUCAUUGGCUGUUAAACUGUCCGAUUUGACCUUUCAGCUAGAAAAAUCAGCUUCUUAUCGGACAGGAAAAAUUGGCCACUUCUGGUGUUUGAUCAGCCAAAUUUAGCAAUAAAUAAUCUAAGAGCUGUUAACAUUAGCAUUAAAAUUGCCUCAGAUCCUUUCGGCGUAGUUUGUGGCGUGGGCAUAACAAGCAAACUACCGUAGGUAGGUCGAAAAAAAAGAGUUUAUAGCCUUGAAUAUGCAUAAAAAAGAUUUUCUCAAAUUUAGGCGCCUAAGAGAAUUUUUAAUUUUAAUUGUUGAUCACCUGUGAUAUUGCAUUGACAACCUUAUGCUGAAUUUUGAAUUUCACAUCUGUUCUUAAAUAAAUUAUUUAUUGGCAAAUUUGGUAGUCCAAAUGCAAGAUUAUACUUUAUUAUCUUUUCAAAGAAUCUGAGUAAAUAGUUUUGACUUGGUUACUUUUUCGAUCGACGUCGAGCCAGACAAGCCAAGAUGGCGAAUCCAAGAUGGCGGCGUCAGUGUGAAAUUAAAACGCGAGCAUUGAUUUUAUCAUUAUAUACUUAUAGCUAGGCAAAGUGGCAAUAUUAGAAGUAAUAUUUUAGUGACACUUUUAGCAGCAGAAGUAGAGUGAGCGAUAGAAGUAUAAUAAUAAUUACAUAUAACAAGGUGAUUCUUCUUCUGCUUUCUAAUCUUGAUACCGGUAUUUGCGAGGUAUACGCUUCUUCAAUAUAGUGAACAUUACAUGUCGAUCACCAGCUUUCGCUGGAAUACUUGCAAUUAAUGUAUUUGCCAGCAAACUUCUAUUGCGACGUGAUUCUUUGUAUUUGUAGUUUAUUCUAAUUCCUUAAAGUAUUAACACUUGGGUUGGCUAAUUUUUUUCCUCUGUUCAAAUUUUGAUACUUCCGUUUUGCAACUAGUUAUUUAACAAACUUUAUAUCUAAAAUGCGUAUUCCAAAUUUUAAACAGGACAGACGAUUAAAAAAAAUUUCGCGAAAAAAAAACGUGCUACCGUUUACUCUCCCAGAAUCGCGGACAUUUGCGUAUUUAAAGCCACGCAAAGCAGCCCAAGUGUAUUAGAGCGGAAGCAUAUAUGCUUCUGAUUACAGUCCUAUCAAAUGUACCUACGAUAUUGAUCAGCUCCAAAAGUGUUAAAUGUAUAAACUUUAUUUAAAGAGGGUAACGCUAAACAGUAAACUGACAAACCUGCAGCCCCCUCCACUGACUAGCUACAACGAACAGUUAGAUUUCAAGCUUAUCUGAUAUUUCAUAUCGCACUACCCUGGUGCAGAUCUUUCCGUGUAUUUUAGGUCGUCGAAAGAAAUACCAUUUCUGGGAGACGAGCAAACAGCAAAUUUGACCACACAUUUUAAAAAAAUUUAAUAUCUCCACUGUUAUUUACCCUAGCUUAAAAAGCUAUACCUUUUUGGAAAGGGCAUACAAUAAACUUUCCAAAAAAAAUUAUUUGCCCUCUGGAAGCCCAUAAUACUUCACUGAAAAAAAUUACAAGAUACAUUUUCUCAUAAUUUAUUCAACAAUUCAAAUAUAAAAUGUGAUUUUGCAAUAAUAAUACUUGGACUCAGCUUAAACUUUAAAAGAAAAGUUUUUCUCUAGUUAUCUAGUAAAACAAACCAUCAAUCAGCUAAAACUAUUGAAUGACAUAAAAAGUAAUAUGCACUGAGGAUUUUUGAUUUUAAAUGAAGAGGAAUUCUCAAACUGACGGAUAACUUGCUUUGUCGCAACUUAAAAGUCAACCUAUUUUAAGUUUUCGUUUUAAAACCACUACGAAAUAUAGGGAUUCGAACAUGGUAGCAAAUCCAGACGUGCUUACGCUAAAGGUCACGUGUCUUAUAGCAAACUAUUUUGUAUAUUGUAGAAAACUUUCACCGUACUUAAUACCCAAAACAAUAUUCCUUUCGCAAUGCACAAUUCUUGGCAAAUUAUUACUUUUUCAUUACUGCGAAAUUAACUUCCAGCGAAAAGUAUUAAGAGCAAUAUAUUACUGUAUUAAAAGGCUAAAGCCUUUACAUUAAUUGAAGGAAAGACUCUACGUACUUAAAUCCGUACUCCUAACAUUUCCUUCCUCGCGUACUUGUACGUUUGACUGGCCUAAAGUAAAAUACGCCUAAUGUAGUUUAUAAAGUUCAUAUGUUCACAAAUUAUUAGCAUUUUUUUGAAAUCAUAAAAGUAUUUGAUUUAAGACAUUUCAAAGUAUAGACAAAACAAACAAAUUACGGUGGAGGCGAAUUAUAAAAGAUGAUCAACACAAAAACUACUUAGAAGGUUUGAUCGCAGAAUAAACAAAGAAUUUGUGUUACGAAAUAUAUUGGCGUCCUCUUGUCACAAAUGUUAUUUAUCUUAUUGUUUGCUUUGCUUAUUAAUUUGGAUUCAUCUCGUUUCUUGCAGAGAGCAGUUUUUCCGUUGGUUACUGGGAUCUGAAUGAUCAAAAAGUUUUUUGUCUUUAAGCUAUCUAAGAAAAUUAAUCUGUAAAAAAAGGUUAAAUUCUAAUUUUAUUAUUGAAUGUUUAAAAAAUCUUACUCGGGGAUUAAAAAAAGAUUUCAAUAUGCUAAUUUUGAUCAAGCUAAAGCCCAUUAUGAGAGGAAUAUACAAUUCGAAAAGAAAACAAUUUUUCCUUUUUCUAUUGGACAAAUAUUGAAAAAUGACCCCCAUUGAUUUCUAAAAGUAUUACUUCUAAGCCGACGUGCGGUGAAAAGAUUGUCCAAAACACAAAACGUGUACAUGUUUAUUUUUAAAUCAGCGUUUUGACGCCACGAUGUCAAAGGUUACUCGUACUUAUAUUACGAAAGGAAAAAAAACGAAAUUUUAAUUGUCAGGAAACAGAAUGCCAUAGCCCUUUCCAAUAAGCGCUGGACGAACUCAAACGACGGACCGGCAGUCAUGCGGGAGGACAAUUGGCAGACGUUGGCACACUUCGUACACUUUCGGGUAUUUUGAUUGAGUUAGAAUAAUUUGAUGUAUUUCUUGUGUUUGUUUGCUUCUUGACUUUCUUUUCUAUGCAAGAGCAAUUUAGAAAAUUUAUGGCUCGAGUUACAGUAAACUACUUCGAUUUUAAUGUUUUUCCGUUUUUCAGUGUAAUGACGGCUUAACGCAGCCUGUCAAACUACCUGAACUUUGUCUAGUUAGUAAUAUGCUUAUAUCAGUAGAUACUGCACGAUUAUUAUCUCUUUGGUACGUUGUAUCGCUGAUAAAUGUGAAUGUUAUAAAGCUCAUUAUCAUUAAAGUGUGGUGUGUACGGACUUAACAUUCUUAAUUUUGAACACAAGAACCGUUACAAGACUGAGAUAUAACAAAAGGUCAGUACUUUUCUAAAGAGGAAUUUUUUGAUGAGAGUUUUAUUGUUUGCGGAAUGUGAAUGAAAUAGAGGGCGGCUGUUGAACUCAGGCACAUUUAAUUGUAAAAAUAUGUUUGUAGAUUUUGCUUUAAAUCAUUUUAACAAUUUACGAAAACUGUGAAAAGACGACGACUUUUCGAAUUUAGCAGAAAUCGCUUGAUCAUAAAAUUGUGCUCUCAACUGUGCGUAUCCUUUCAUUUUGAUUCAUGUUCGAUGUUUUAUUCAGCGUGUUUGCCAUUUUAACGAGAUUUGCUUUUAAAAAUCUUUCCAUUUUUUUUCAAAAACUUUUAACGUCUAGUAAAGCCGUACAAUAAACAAAAUUAUAUGGCCGAUCGAGAAAUCGCGGUCUUUUAGAAAAUUCGUAGGUGUACUGUCACUGAAGAAGAAAGCAAAAUUGACUAGCUUCCAAAAAUAAGAUGUAUUGAGUAUUCAAAAGCGUUCUCAUGAAGUAAUUUGCAUUUGAUAAAGACAGAUUGAAAUUAGGGUCAUUAUAGAAAUAACGAAAGGUUAAUAAAGAGUUAUCUUUCUAAUAUACAAGUAACUACUUUAUAAAAGUACUAUUAGAAUCUGAAACGGUUGACAUGAGAUAUUUGUCAGCAACAUUUAGUGUCAGUCUUUCAUCACAAGCUGUUUUUUUGCUUGUUUGCCAAGUUUCUUACUUUUAAGUGAAAAUCGAAACAAAGAUAACAUCCAUGGUGACCAUGGUAUAGAUUUUUAAGAACUUCCGUACUAAAACUGUUGAUUCAAUUCAAAAGGCGUAACAAAAUUACAAUAUGACGGAUCUAAGACGGCGGCUAUUUCGAAUCAAGACGUCAUAAAUUAUGACUUUAUUGUGUCUAAGCUAAGACAUUUUCUGACAUGCUGCAAAAGCUAUUACUCAAAUUUCCACAGCUUAGCUUCAACUUUCUUGAAAUAACAGAGAAGCGCCUUAUCCACUUUCUAAGUCCCAAAGGGGUAGAACAUCUCCAAACCCAAUGUCUGACGUUAACUUGGUUAUGCUGACGAACAGGCAAAUCCUAUGAAGAUGGGAACUUAACAUAGAUCAAGGAAUACUUGAAUUAUUUGAAUGAAUAAAAAAACCAUUAUUGGUUUCGGCUUCGGUAUGAUAUGAAGAAUUAUCCGGCUCUUUUGUAGCGUUAACACAUUAUUUACCGCAGUAUUAUGAUACAUCUAAACACUUGUGACAUCCUACUGGACGCCCAACAUGGCUUCCAUCCUGGGCGCUCAAGAGAAACGCAACUUAUCAAUACAGUAGAGCAUCUAGCCCGGUCAGUAAAUGGCAGAAAUUAGACUGAUCUUUUGAUCUUAGACUUUUCUAAAGCCUUCGACAAAUUAAAGUAGCACACAAACGUCCGUUAGUUAAAUUAGAGUACUACGACAUUCGUGGUCUGACCUUAGCCUGGAUAGAGGCGUGACUAAUAAUCAAGCACAGUGAGGAGUCCCUCAGGGACCCGUGUUGGGUUACUUGUGCUUCUUGUUAUUCUUGAUAGAUAUAGGUCAGAUAUCAAGUUAUUCGCUGACGACGCCAUGCUGUCUGGUCUGGUGCAUAACUUCGACGAUUUAAUCAGUCUCCAAUGCGAUCUGGACAAGGUAUUUUAAUGGGCAAAGUUGUGGCAAAUGGUCUUCGGCCCGUCGAAGUGCUACGUUCUACGAGUUUACAGAAGCAUGAAAGCUUUAAUCCAUCCCUACACCAUGCUUGGCCAAACCCUGCAGUCUGGGACCACCAACCUUAUCUUGGAGUUACUCUAUCAGCGGAUUUGGAAUGGAGGACACUUAUUCUGAACAUUAGAAAUAACACCAAUUCUGCACUUGGCUUUGUCGAGAGGAACUUACAUCGUUGCCCACAGAAGAUUAAAAAACAAGCUUACAAAUCACUAGUGAGACCACCGUUGGAAUAUGGUAGUACCGUAAGGGAUCCGUAUAGAGCAUAUCCGAAAUCAUGUCUUGAACAGGUCCAGCGCAGAGUAGCACACCUCGUACCAAGAACCUACGCGAAUGAGAAAAAAUGCGUAACUAAUGCCUUGAAUCAACUAAAUUGGCCAACUCUCGAAAAAAGAAGACAAGUAGCUAUACUGACGCUGAUGUUACCAACCAGGCCGCUAUUGAUACAACAUCAAUCCUCCAUAAAAACCAGGGCAUCUUAUCCACUGAAAUUUAUUCUACUUGAGCCAUCCUGUGACGCGUACAAAUACAGAUCCUGGCGAGAAUAGUUUGCCAUCUGACUAUUUGACAUUAGUUUCAACUGCAAAAUUUAAAGCCACUAUCUCUGACUGCACUUUUUCAUUGUAAUGUUUGUCCCUUCCUAUUUAUUGUAAAUUUAUUUUUAUUCUAAAUAGUAGCACUUUAGUUUAUCAGUUAAGGAGCUUGCGACUAUGUCUAUAAUAAAUUUUAUAAAGUGUUAUCACUGCAUCACCCUCCAGUAAUUGCUUUUUAUUUCACAGGGUAGAAUCAACCUGCGAUUUAUCAACAGAGACCAUCAUGGCGGCCUUCACAAAGCUGUUCUUAAUGGCAAUGAAUCUGACGUAGAAAACCUUAUAUCUGCUGGAAAAGGUACAAUUAUAUAUGGUUUAAGUUUAGCUGAAAUAAAAUUCCAAACCGGAUUAGAUAUUUUUUGCCUUUCCCGCACGGUUUGAUCAAGUUGGGCAAAAAAAAAGUUGCUCUAAAAACUCACAGGAAAGACAAGCUGCUUGCUUUUGGUGUAGAAAAGAAUGUUUUGGGCUAUUUUGAUUGUCGUUCCGUCCUUUCUCUUUCCUUUUUUUAUCCAUCUAUGCAUACGUCCGUCAGUUAGUUCGUUCGUUCGUUAAUUCAACUAACCGGUCAGUCCGUUGAAAAUCAGUGAAGUGACUGAGUACGUAUACAGUCGUCGGCUCCCUGAACCCUCGACCUAAGCCUUCGUGUCAUCUACUACGGGCCGUAUAAUUACAAGUUUACAAAGGACGAAUGAUGGAAGAAAAAGGCUCAACUUAGCUUCCUUCUAAGGAGACAAUUAGUCACCAGUCAGUCAGUCUCUAACUACAUUAGAAGCUGGCGUGAGCGGACACCACCCUCGGGAAACGAGAAAGGCGUCCGUAACAGGAGUUGGCCGCUUACGUGAAUGUAAAAAUACAGAGUUUGUAUGGCAGUCGAGAAUUAAGAACGGGGUUUUGUGAAGGCGGACGUUAGUAAAGCUGUCCAAUUACGAGAGUGUCCGUUAGGAGAGUUUGCACUGUAGGUCAAUCACUUGGCAGUCAAUGAAAGAAACACUGUUAAAAGAUAGUCUAUCGAAAAGAUUUUAAAAAGGUUGUCGCUCAUUUCUGCCGCAGAUAUAGACGCACAUGAUGAGUACGGUAAAACUCCACUUCACUGCGCAGUUGGAGCUCAAAAGCUGGAUAUUGUACAUUGCCUUCUCCGCUACAGGCCUGAUGUGGAUGCACAUGAUGAUAGGGAUGAUACCCCAUUGCACACUGCUACAAGAACUGGAAACUUAGAUAUUGUGCUGGUUAGUGAUCGCCACAAUCAUUUCUGGGCCUCAGCCGAGACGCCUCGAUCUAUUUCUUUUCUUUCCUACCCUUUCAGCCGUCGUAACAUGCCGGCUCUGAACCCCACAAUGCCCUUUGCAGCUAGUCCUUAUGAUACGAAAUCGGCAUCAUAGAUAGCUUUUCCUGGUUGGUUAUACCAUUUUAAACUUCGUCGCUCGCUCGGUCGCUGCACGACCUGAUGCAUUGAAGCUCGCUUCGCUAACUUUUAGGAACUUAUGAGAGGUCGAAUUGUAGCAAGUCUAUGGGACAAGACAAACAAAGAAAACUACGAUUUGUAACGUCCCAGUGCGUCCUCUGCUCUCCAGCAUGGCGGUUACGUUUAGUACCACGAGAAUAACUGGCUGCCAAGGGCCUAUUCAAGUGUCCCUCGAUAUGAUAAAGGAUGUAGAGUGUUUCCUUUUUCUUCUUUCUCUUUUCACAAAGCGGGUGGUUCUUUAAAUGAAAACAUAAAAAGUGGCGAGUACCUGUCUCACAAGAAGUACCGAAUUUUUUUUGCCAAAACAGCUUCCAUAAACAAGUAGAAACUAACGAUAUAAUAUCCCGACGUUUUAGCAUUAUUAAGUCUCAGAGCACAGAACGUUUGACUUACAGGCUCUAUUGCGUGAAGGUCACGCUAAUCCCAAUGCUGUCGGCAACUCAGGCUGUACUCCACUUCACAUAGCGGCUCAUCUGGAUCACUUGAACAAUGUAUCCAUCUGCAAGCUCUUGGUAUGUAAAAUUCUCCACUUUAGUAACGAGAAGGAAACUCGUCCGAGUUAACUUUCGCCAAGACUUCUGGGACGGUUACUGGGGAUAGGACAGACAAAUUGGCCAAUAGCUGAAUAGCGCGUGCCCAGUAACGAUCCCAGAAGUCUUUGCGAAAGUUAACUGGGUUCAGUUUCCUUCUCAUAGUUUCAAGUGGCGCUGUUACGGUGGUAUGGGCGUUUUGAGCAUCCCCAUUCCCAAAACCUUAGUGAUGUGGGCAUCUCCUUCUCAUAUUACCUUAGCAAUUAGGGUUAGGCUUAGGCUUAGGGUUACAGGCGAAGCCCAUAUAUCACUAGAAUUUUGGGAAUGGGGGUGCCCAAAACGCGGAGAUGAACAUAUCGAAUCACUGUGACAGCGGUUGCAUCAGUUUCUUAAUGAUUUGUUAUCUAAUGAAUCGUAGGCCUUGUUGACACGGUUCAGAACAAUUUUUAAAAACUUGCACAAAUCCAUUUUUCGUUUACGCGGGACCUGUGGAACCUUGCAAGUUUUUGAACAGCAAUGUGUACAAAAUUUUUAUUUCUUCCUGAUCUGAAGUAGGGCAUAAUAUUUCAUCGAUACGGAUCUACUCCUACGCGGCCUCGUGUAAACACCUGAACUGUGCAAGUUUUCGCAUAGUUUGCGUUGUUAAAGCCUGGAGCCAAGUUACGCGUCAUUCAAAUGCUGAUACCGGCAAAAAUGUGCACGGACUCCUGUGAACUGUAUUGUAACAGAAUUUGCACGGUUCCCUAUACACGGCUUGCACAGGUAAAAACUUCGUCCGUUCAAAAAUUUGUCCGCAGCCGUGUAAGCGAUUAUAAACGGUUUCUUAUUACUUUUUCACUACAUGAAUCAUCUUUUUUUACCGCCCUGUUUCAGCACCUUUAGCUGGUGGCCAGAAACUUCAUCUCCGUUCGCCAUUAAAUUCACCCACUUUCCCUUUAUUCUUUCACAGUUACAGUACAACGCCAAGCUUCUGUCACGUGAUCAUAAGGCUAUGACGCCUAUUGCUCAUGCUGCUUUGCACGGCUCUUAUGACGUCAUGGUUUGCCUUUUCCAUUACUGUGAGUUCAUCUGAAAAUUUCAGUUUAUAAUGCGUGUAAACUUCGUCCUUACUGUAGCCAUAUAGUGAUAUGCACUCUAAUACAUUGCCCUCGGCGGUCGUGUUCCAAUAGACUUUCCGGUAUUCUUAUGAAAAAAAAAUCAGCAGCUCAAGUUGAUUUCAAGGACUUCCUGAUGACAAAGUUAGUAUUAAGCUUUCUGUCUUUAGUUUCCCUUUUUCAUUGCCUUGUAUAACAGAAUAUACCUUUCCUCUCAGUCAAAGAAAUUUGAUAAGCAAUGUUUUUUUUCUUUUACCGAACAUCUCUACCAGAGAUCAUAGGGUUAUUCUCAUCUGUACUUGGCCGAGUGCCGGUAGGGGCCGGUAUUCUUGGUGUAUUCUGGGUUUCGUGGAUUGUUUGUUGUUCGUAGGUUUAAUCAUCUUAAGUAGAUCUUAGGUCAGUUACCCUGCGAGCAGAGGCUACAUUUUCGCUGUGUGAGCUGGCGUGCGAAAAGUAGCCACUGCCGACAACCGUUCAAAUCCGUCCAGAAAUCUGGACGAAUGAAUUAAAAAAUGGGUUUUUUCCUGUUCUUGACCGGCUUAGAGCAUUGCGUGAGUCUUGCGUAGGAAAUCAGAGUUGUCGCAAUUUUUUUUGUUACCGGGAAACUCGUGCCAUUUGACGACAGACCAGACGAUUAAGUUUGCUUGCGAAUCGCCGAGACGAAUUUCGCGCAUACACGAUAGAAAAUUGAACGGUUGUCGGCAGAGGCUACUUUUCGCACGCCAGCUCACACAGCGAAACUGUAGCCUCUGCUCUCAGGGUGUAUGUCAGUAAGCUCAAACUGAAUAAUUUAUCCCUGAGUUAUUUUCAGAAAUAAAAAAAUGUCUUCAACAGUUAAAACAGAUAUUGUUAUAACGCAGCUAAAGCCCAAGGUAUACCACGAGAUGACAUUCUCCUCCAUGCAGACAAUACAGACGGCACUUUGCUUCAUCUGGCUGUAGAAAGUGGAGUGGCAAAGGUACAAAAAUUGAUUGGAAACAAACUUCACCUAACUGACAACGCUAUUUUAGACCUCACGUGAUCUCAGAAAUAUCUCCUAAUAACGCCUCUCUUAGGCUAUGUAAAUUUAGGUCAUUUCCGAGCUCCAAAAGCUCUCACUUUCAAAACGAGGCUUUUCAAAAUCUUUCUUGUGAAAAUGAAUUUUAUUUGCAUGCCGGAAUAAAAAAUUGUUUACAUAUCAAUAGCUUCUCACUUAGGGUCUGUUUACAGGGAGGUGGGGGACCCCAGGUAGGUGAGGUAACCCGCUUAGGUGGGGUAACCCGCCUAUCCAUAUAAUCUCCUAUUAUGAUUUGAUCACGUUUACAUGAUAGGUGGGGUGACCUCACCUAUCUGGGGUCCCCCACCGCCAUGUAAACAGGCCUUUAGCCUUGGUCCCUUAGCCUUGCUUUGAAAAAGAGACGGUUUGGGGCAACUCGGAAAUGGCCUAUUGAUUGUGAUAUCAAUGGUGUUGUUAAGCAUGGGUUUUUCUUAAUAUUUUGUUGGAUACUUGCAGCUACAUAAAUAAAUAAACGAUCAAAUGAGUAAGCCUUUAAGAUGAAACUAGCUGAGGGAAAUACGCAUGUUUUGAACUGAUUGCUCAGAUAGUGCGCCAUACUGUAACCUGUGAUGAUACUUUGGCUUAUGAGAGCCAUUCUUCCGCGUAAAUUGCCCUGUUUUAACUUCAAGUUAUUCUUCUCUUUUCGCAGGUUGUAGAGCUUUGUUUGAAGGAAGGAGCAGUGUCCAACUCAGUUAAGGUAUCAUUUCGUUUAUUUUACCUUAUGUGUAGUAGCUAGUUUUCUUAGACAGCAACGUAUAACUAAUGCAAAGUUAUAUACAGCCUGCGUCACAGACGAAACUAAACCUAAAAUAAUGGUUAAGGCUGUCAGCGAGUCAGCGCCGAAAUCCUCGUUAUGGGUACCGGGUUGUGUACUAGGAUUUGAGUACGUGCUAAGAUUGGUCUGUUAAAAAACCAUUGUUCGAUAGGCCAAUCAGGUUGAAAGGAAAUUUGAAGCUCACUUCCGGCAAUUCGUUGUGUCUGGGGGUUCCAGAACUAGAAUCUCAGCGCUGCUUCGCAGGUAUUACUAACCGGGGUUAGAUUACAUCUACAACGCAGGAUACGUUUUACAUAUAGGUAAUCUUUCCUGACGUCAUCCCUUGCAUUUUCCCUUAUUAGCGUCCGACUUAACUCAUAGAAGCCGUGGCCUGGAUAUAUGAACUAAAUGCAAAAGUCGAAGGAGCUAAUUAAGUUGAGCAAUUUGUGCGAUUUUCAGCUCUUUGCAAGCAAUAUUGAAGGAAAUGCCCGGGAGGGGGGGCACUUGGGUAUUUUUUGGGUGGGUAUGUGCCGCCCGGGACUCCAAAUUGGCACCCCGUUCUAAAAGAAAUUUCCCCUUUAAUUGGUACCCUGUUCUAGAAAUGGGCCAAUUUUUUACACCCCGUUCUAGAAUUCGCCCUAAAACUGAUACCCCGUUCUAGAAAUGGGCCAAUUGUUUAUACUCCGUUCGUUCCGUUUGUAAAUUGAAAUAGCCCUGUUUUUUUAAAAAGAUAUUUCUUUCUUUGUUCGACUUAUACAUCAAAUAAAUGCUUCUUCAUAAUCAGCAACAAUUUUAAGCAGAAGAUAAAGCCGCGAUCCACAAUUUUUUAUACCCCGUUCUAGAAAACGCCUCUGAAAUGGAUACCCCGUUCUAAAUCAGGAGCUUCAAAAUCACGACCCCGUUGGGUGGCACAUACCCGUAUAGGUAAUGUAUGGGAGUACCCCCCCUCCCCCGGGAGGAAAUGUCAGCCAUCAAAAACUGCGAAAUUGCGGUUUAGCAAAAAGUUAAUGAGCCAUACAUUCUCUGUAAAAUUUCGAGUUUUUAGAAGAGAAUUUCUCCGAAACCAUUCGGAGUAUUGGGCUCAAAUUUUCAGAGAUAACUGAAACUGUUAUGCCCUUUCAAUAUUUAUAGUUUUUAUUUUGUUAGCGUCAUCAGAUAGUGAUAAGCAUAUGUUAAUGAGGCAAAAAGUGUCAACAAAGAUUCGCCUAUACACACACCACACAAUGUGAGAGCAACAUUGAAAUCGCGUUGAACUGAGUAUGACAGUGAGCUUAGGGGUUACGAAACAAACGCAUAGCCAGGAUGCUUUUCUUCCUGUAACCUAUCGAUGUACAGUGAGCUUAGGGGUUACGAAACAAACGCAUAGCCAGGAUGCUUUUCUUCCUGUAACCUAUCAGUGUAUAUCGAACGUCCAGUUCAAUUUGUCCAUUGCAAUGAAUAUUCAGAGCAAGCGCAGAUUGAUUGGCUAUUAUCCUUUUGUAGUCAUCUGAUGGAAGCACACCAAUCCAUCUGGCUUCCUCAUACGGGUACAUGGACAUCCUGGAUCUUCUCAUGAAGGCUGUUGCGUUCAUUGUGGACCCCCCUCCAGACCAAGAUGGAAUGUUACCUAUUCACAAGUAGGCUGGAUAUAAUCUCAUUUUAAUUUGAUCACGUUUACAUGAUAAGUAGGGUGACCAUGUGAGAGAUUAUAUGGACAGGGGGAUUACCCCACCUAAACAGGUUACCUCACCUCCCUGUGGUCCCCCACCUCCAUGUGAACAGGCUCUAAGUGACUAAGCAUUUUAAUUUUCGACGAAACGGAGGGGUUUAUCACAAAAACAAUAGCAAAAGCGACUUUAGAGUAGGUAAUAUAUUCAAGCGUUUUAUGUAAUCCACCCUUAUUUGUUUUCUCAGAGCUGCUCAAUCAAACCACGCGGAAGUCAUCUCAUAUCUUCUGAGACAGGUACGUAUUGGAGAGAUUAAAUCCCUUUUCAACAAACGGCCUUCCCAUUUCAUUAUAAUUAAACAAAAACAAGUAGCUUCAUGCCAUUUUCAUCGUUAACAAUCAUUUUGGACGCGCAUUUUUCGUGACGUUUACAGUUACCGCCAUACAUGUGAAUUAAAUCCCUUUAUUAUUUGACCGGGGAUCUUAUUUGAAAAUCCUCACGGACUUAUUGAAAUCUCUUUGCUUUGAUUAACUGAGCAAUAAAUUUGUGUGCUUCCUUGCUGAAUUUGGUCUUAUUAAAGUCAUCUUGUCAUCAGUAAUGUUAAGGGCUCAUUCCAUUUAACAUAUUUUCCGUUUACGAUACUUCUUUCGAGACAGCUGAAUGCAUAUGCGUUGAUAGUUAAGGGCUCUCUUGAACUGAUGUGGAUAGCAGAAGAAAAAAUCAAAUACAGAGUGAAACCUUAUCAUUCAAGUCGAUUGAAAACACAAACUGUGAUUUUUUUUUUCCCAAAUGCACAAAAUUGCCCCAUGGAAGGGAAUCCGGAAAAUUUUGGCUUGUUCAAUCUGGAAUCCGAGAACGUUUUGCUCAUGAAAUCCAGAAUCCUGGGCUUUGGAAUCCGGAAUCUCACUAACGAUUGGGAUCCAGAUUCCAAUUUGUUUGACAAAGACUGGAAUCCAGUCCCCGGAAUCCUUAAUCUACGGCGUGGAAUCCAGAAUCCAAGACUGUCUUGGAUCACGAAAGUGCCACUCUUACUUGACGCGCACCUAACUUUUACUGCUUCUUUGUAGGACGUUGAUCAAAUUAACACGACAGACUAUGAGGGGCGGACACCAGUUAUGUUGGCGGCGCAGUGCAACUCAUACGCGACGGCUAAAGUCCUGCUGGAAAAUAACGCUAAUGUUGACGUCAGGGACUCGGAGAACAAAACUGUCUUGCACUACGCUAUCGGAAGCUCCGACAUCGUCAAGGAAAUCUUAAAAGUAAGUGCGAGAGAGCGAGCAGGUGUAUUUUAUCAAAGUUAAAAACACAAGAACUUUUUAAGCAACGUACUUUAAAAAUUGUAAAUUGUUGCGGGCGACAAGAGGAGCCCACAAUCCUAAUCUCCAGGUUGUUAUUACGCAUGCGUCGCAUGUAUGUAGCCAGCAUUCGUUUGGACUCCCACUAAGAAUGAAUGGAAUGCACAGAACACAAUUUGACCAUGCCCGUUCGGACCUUCUAUCACUCGCAACCUGAUCACGGAUGUUGUGACAAUCUAUCACGUGAAACUUACGCAAAGCACAGCGUUUGAGCAAAGGCGUUUUGACCUUCGGUUUAGUCGUCGCCUGCACUCCGUAACCUUUAUUUAUUACUAGUAAAUAUCUUAUUAUCCACUCCCCUGAGGGUUCAGUUUUCAGGGAUGAUUUACAACAUCGGUUCACUUGGGGGGCUUUGCCAGACUGCUUACGGUGCAGUUUACAAAUAAUGAAAGGAUGAGUAAUGAUUCUUCCUGUGUGAGUGUGAAUAUGAGAAAGACCACCACAUCGGAGACUACUUCCCCUACUUUUUACGAAGAGUGUGUGGGUUCUUUAACGUCGUACAAAAUAUAUUUUAACACCUAAUGGCUUCUAUUAUAAACUAUCCCUUUUCUUUUUAUCAGGAUGUCAAAGCUAAUUCUCUCAUUCGAGCCAAGGAUCGACUUGGGAACACCCCUCUUCAUUACGCAGCUUGUAAAGGCUGCGUGAAGGUUAGUUUUAACUCACAUUUUAAAUUUGUCUUGAAGUAAUCAGUUCGGAGUUUAAUGAUCUAUCUGGCAUAUUUUUCAUGUUUGAGUAUCAAUUACAUAUUAGAGUCAUACUACGAAAAACCCACUGACGCUUUCUAGUAAAGCCAGUACGCAGUAACAUAUCAUCUCCCAGCGCAGCCAGAUUAAAACGGCAUUUAUUGCAAGUGUUAUUGACAUAAAAAGAUUUUUUUUUUCCAGGAUGCGUCCAUUAUUUUGAUGAAAUAUAGAGCAGGGGCCACUAUUACAAACGGUGCAGGAGAAACGCCAUUGCACAUUGCAGCAAGGUAUACGAACAGCCUACGUUCGAUAUAUUAAAAUUCUAGCAUGACUCCAAGCCGGCUUUAAGGUAAAAAUUGAGUAAUGCUUUCAAGAGCUUUAUCUUUAAACUAGAGGUGGCAACCGGACCAUUUUUCCUAGCAUUUUCCCCCCAAAUGUAGAUAUAUCUGUUGUUUUUACAAGACCACUAUAUUUGAUUGCUAGGUAUGGCUGUAUGUCCGUUGCUAAAAAAGUGAUGGAAGGGCGCGGCAAGAGAACUGUGAAUGCAAAUGAUGUUUAUGAGAGAACACCGCUUCAUCUCGCAGCACAGGAAGGCCAUGAUGAACUGGUAGAAUUCUUCCUUAAAAAGGGAGCAAAAAUUGACAGGUCAGUAUGAAUUGUCAUCUCAACUUAGACUGAGCUGUUUCAUAAUACUAUGGCUUAGGUGAUUGACUUAUUUUAAUCUUUCGCUUCAUAUGAUGUGCACUAUUUACUUUUACGGUACUGAAUAUGAGCUAAAUUGGUCAGCUUCUCACUGUCUUUAGUACUACUUCUGGCUGGUACACAGUAAAAGGAGGGCGACAUUGGUGUGUGAAAAAUACAUACCGUUGACUUAUUGCUACGUAAUAUCACAAUAAUACUCCAAUAUACGAGUUUUAAUUCAAAAAGCGGUAAUCUCCUUCUCGUUAAUUCCCUAUCACCGUUUUUCUUAUGUUCAUGAAAUUUAUAUUCCAAUAGUUACGCGCUAUUAAAUCAUAUACUGCAUUAAUUCUCUCACUUACCUUUCAGUGAUGUUCAUGGCCAAACGCCUUUACAUUAUGCCGCUCUGCAAGGAUCUAAACGAUCAGCUGAACUGAUCUUGGCCAGCAAGCCGGAAAGCUUAAAUGUUACGGACAAGAUACAGGUACGUAAUAGAUCAAAUUGUAAGAAUACCCAAUGCUGGAAGAACAUUAGCUCUGAAUUCGCGCUCUUGACUUACGGUUUUUUCCUAAUCACUAGUCAGACGAUUAGUACUGGUAUUGCAUGUAUAGAAUAUAGAACCAAAGUGUUGUAUGGUUGAAUUCUAAACUGUAAAUGCAACGGGCAUAUCGCAAAACUCUCGUUGUCCUAAUGUACCUCAAACCCUUUACGGCUAGUCCAAGCGUACGACACAACGACGCAAAACUAUAGAGCGACGACGUGCGUCGUUGGGUUAAAAAUGCGUAUUUCAAAUACUUUAGUGUAAAAACCAGUAGCGCUAACAUUAUAUUAUUAGUCUUGGCCUGCUAAAUCAUCAGUUGUGCUUAUAGCAUGUGUAAAAAUUCUCGGGUUUGUGUUUGCCUCAUAUUCUCCCUCAGUGUGUAAAUUGCACUUUAUUUGCAUUCAUAGGAGCACUCUUUCAUAAAGUUGAAGACAUAAGGGACCGGUCAUUAUUUAGCGGGGGGGUUGGGCUACUAUUUUUGGGGGGAGGGUCAUAAUUUUUUUCAAGCCUUCAGGGGGAGGGUCAUAUUUUUUUUAAUGGUUGAACAUUAUUUAGAACAGCCCACCAUAUGACUUUUUUUGCUCUCAAUAAUCAUUCUAAGCGAACUUAUAGGUUCAGAAAAAGGGAUUAUUUUCCGGCUCGCGCUACGCGCUCUCCACGAUUAUGCUUUGCUUAAUCACACAUCAUCGAAGCGAACUUGACAUUGAUGGUUCAAGAAAAAGGAAAAAUUCUUUCCGGCUCGCGCUCCGCGCACGCCAUGAUUAUGUUCUGCCUAAUCACACAUUCGAAGAAAACUUGACGGUUCAAGAAAAAGGAUUUUUUUUCGGUUCGCGCUACGCGCUCAUCAUGAUAAUUUUGUGUCUAAUCAACACUCUGAGCGAACUUGUUCGCUAACAAUAAAGAAAGGAUUUUUUUUCCGGCUCGCGCUACGCGCUCGCCUUGAUUAUUUUCUGCUUAUAUUACACACUUUGAAAAGGAUCUUUUUUGCUAGAGUUCGAUCUAACUUUUUAUUAACAUUCUAAAGCUGGUAGCUUUCAGGAAACAGAUUUCAUUACGGCCUCGCGCGCCAUCCUUAGUUAUGACUCUAUUGAUCAUGAGGGGCCUUCACUUGAAAAAACUGGCCAAAAAAUAUCAUCAAACACAUACAGUCAGAACGAAUGGCUGUGAAUGGUCAGCCUUCUUUGUUUGAGAGUGAAGAAAUACUGCUUUUCAACUUUUCCAGAAGAUACAAAAUAGUUGCUGGAGAGAGCACAUCUUCUUGUAAAAAAUAUUGUUUUUGUUAAAGAAAAUUAGAUGAAAAUAAAAAAAAGGGAUAGGGGGAGGGUCACAAUUUUUUUCACCCUUCGCUGGGGGAGGGUCAUAAUUUUUUUGUCAUGUUGAAGGGGAGGGUCAUAUUUUUUUUCAACCACUUUUCGAAAAAAUAGUAGCCCUACCCCCCCGGUAAAUAAUGUCCGGUCCCUAAUCAAUACCUAGAGAACUGUUUGUUUCUUUGUAUUUUUUCUUUUUUGACUGACGGCUUGGUUAUCAGUUUAGCCGAAUAAAGAUUGAUUUCUUUGGAUUUGUUUGUUAGUGUCAGUUAUCAGUUUUAAUCGCUUGCAAAAAUGCAAAAGCCAAAAACUGUCUUUUCGGAAGGUCUGUACGAACUACUCUGCGCACUUACUUAUUGCAGUUGAAUUAAUUUCACUUUUAUUUUUCUCUUAGAACACAGCUCUCCACAUGGCAGCCAAAGGAGGUCAUGCUGAAAUCCUAAAAUACCUUCUCUCUAAACCAGAACAGCUGGUUUCAGUAAACGAGAGAAACCAGAAUAUCUUGGAUAUUGCUAUCGAGGCACGGCAGGAAGCCGUAGCGUUGGCGAUAGUAGAACACAAAAGGUGGGAAAGAAAUUUAUUUUCAAACAGUACCUUUGAAGACUGAUUUUAUAGAGAGACCAGCUUCUGUUUGCGACUUGUAUACGUGGUUUCCUAAAUUGACGCUAUUGAGACUAAAACCUCACCUCUCCUGUUAUUAGAAAACGUGCCAAUGAAACGUAAAUUAAUAAAAUAGGUUUGGGAAAAUAAUCCGAACGUUAAAUGUAUUUUACGUGACUUCACGUCAUCGCUACUCCUAAAGGUCUCCAUCUUGAAUCCACCAUAAUUGAAUUUAACCCGCCACUUUCGAAAAUCAGGACAAAUUCAAUAAAAAAAUUCAAGGUGCUAAAACAAUUUCAGCAGUCUUGAUGUUAAUUUUCAUGUAGAGUUUCAAGAGACCACUAAAUUAGCAAACAAAAGAAAAUCUGGAUUUGCCGCCGUCUCCGACCAACAACGAUUAGGAGCUUUUAAUGCAAUGACAACGGCUACGGCUACGAAAACGUCAGUAAAAAAGUUUGUUCGCGCUGGUUCAAACUUCAUCGCGUUUAUUCCAUCUCGUUAAAUUCGUCAAAUGUUGGCGAAUUUGUCUGGAUUUAGAUUCUAAUUAAAGGACUGUGUCAAAGUUCAGGAAAAGCAAAAGACGGUUGUUGUCUUGUGUUCACGUCCUCCACAAAACGUGAGAUCAGGCAUUUUCACGUCGUAGCCGUGCAACGACGGCAAGGAAAUGAACAAAAAAGCGUGAUGUACGUGCAAAAUUGUUGUUUUUGCCAAUCUGAACUAAUUGCUUUUUUGCCGUUCUCGUUGCCGUCGCCGUUGUCGUUGCCUAAGCUCCCUUUUGCUCAAAAGUGACUUCAAGUCUCACUGGUAAUAAGGCGGCCAUGGCCUAUUAUCGAUCACUUUUUUUAAGCACCUAAAACGAACAAGUACAAACGUUUGUAGAUAUUUUCACGCGAUGUGAAAUCUUGUAUUCUAGAUGGAAGGAAGUUCUUCGCACCACCACACAUGGUUCGCAUACUCAGAUUCAGCUUCUUGUCCAGCACAUGCCGGAAGUAGCAAAGGUAUAUGGCUCGACUUAACUUUAAAUUUGACAAACCAUUUACGUUAGUCAAUUGAUAAAAGCGUUUCCCCUUGCUUGCUUAUGUUGGUCUUAAAGCUGAUUUCUGCUUUCACGUUCAUGGGCUUUUACUUGCGUAAAUAAAGUACAGGUAACGUAUGGAAGGUCGUGCGUAAGCGUAAAAGUUGAACCUCACUCAACUUUACCGGCAGCCUUUCGUGCAUCACCUCUGUCAUUAGUUACGCACGUAAAAGUUGUCCGACUGACGAGUGUGGAAAUCUACUCUAACUCAUCAAUAAGAAAGAAGCUACAGAAACCGUUUCAUUUGGAUAUUUCAUUCAGAAGAUGCGAGCAUAGAUGAAUUAAUCAUAAAUUGAAUAAACAAAACGGUCUUUUAAACGUACCUGACAACUUCGGAGAAUUUUCUGAUACUUCAUUUGUUAAAUUUAGGUGGGAUGAAACAAAGUAAUUGAAUUACGUUUUACGUUCAAAUCACUAGCAGUUACAAAACUUGUGCUGCAAAGUUUUAGCUUCUUAGGUUAAAACUUCCGCGGCCAACACAAUUGUAGAGGAAUUCACAGGAAUGACUUUUUUGUCUGUUUAACAAUGUUGAGAAUCAAAUGCAGCCUUUAAUUAACUGCUGUUAUAAUUGAUAUACCGUAAAAUUCCGAAAAUAAGCCCCGGGGCUUAUAUUUUUCAAAGGCCCUUUUUGAGGGGCUUAUUUUUGGAGGGGCUUAUAUUCGGAGGGGCUUAUCUACGGAAGGAAAUUUGCGUUUCAAAAUAGAUUGGGCUAGCCUUAUUGUUGGAAGUAAAUUUACCAUUUUUGCUUUGUUUUACUUUGUAUCUGAGGGCAAUUUUCCAAGUACAAGCCCCUGGGGGGCUUAUAUUUGGAGGGGCGAUUUAACGGACGGUUUUUUGCGUUACCGCAUUGGGGGCCCUAUAUUUGGAGGGGCUUAUAGAUGGAGGGGCUUAUUUUCGGAAUUUUACGGUAACAGAUUAUUCCGUCGAUCCGCGAAAGCACGGAUUUAAACUUUAUUGCAAUUUUUGAGCAGUUAAAAGCCUCACCUGAUUUUAAAUAUUGUCAGGAGAAUUGGCCCCUGAUAUUGACAUUUCCAAAUAUAUAUGCGGCUGAAGGACAACAUCUAAGUUUAUUUUGGUUUUUUGUCUUCACUAUUUUCUGCAGAAAUUUCUCGAUCGCUGUAUUGUCGAAGAGGGUGACCCAGAAGAUGAAGAUUACAAGGUAACUUCAUUACAGGAAACACUUUCAAGCCUUUUAGAACAGGCAGCCCAAACGGCAAUGAUGGGAAAUCUGUAUUGCACGUAACGAAGCAUAUCUUCUCAAUAUUUUUCUCUGAUGGAAUUUAAAGACGGCAAACUUUUCACGCGGAAAAUUUAACAAAACACAAAUCCCUCUUAUUUUCUCUAAUUCCAAUGUAAACUCUUUAAAUUUGCCAGAAGUAUUUGAUCUUUAGGAGUAACCACGAGACAGGCUUCAAUUUCGAUUGUUAUUCCGCCUGGUAUAUUAUAUUAGCAGGAAUCCCCCGUAACAUCCCUAAACAUCGGACGUAUUUUCGUAUCCGAUUCUUCACCCAAAUCCCAAAUUCUCAGCUAAUUGCUCGUACCCAGGCUUCUCGCGCGUUAAGUUUAGGCUGCAUUCCGCUGAAGUGGAAUGCAGUAACGCGUUAUAAUAUAAAUAUAUCUUAAAGACCUGUGUUUGUUUAAUAAUUCUGUUGUUGUAAAUGUCAUUCAGGUUUCAUACGAUCUUCGCUUCAUUCAAGGCAUGCCGGAUGAAAAACGAAAAGAAAAAAACGCGAAAGAGUCACUGAGUGCUCUUCAUGUAAGAUAUAAUUAGUUAUCUUUUCACUUCAUACUUUUCCACUCCAUGGAAAAGAAAUAUUUAGCUCAAACGCCGUAAAAUAUUAUCUUGCAACAUAUUCUUUUGAAAAUCCACUUCAUGAUUUGCUGGUACGAUUCUACAUAGUUAUCAUUUCACCACUCUACUGGAGGAUCGACCGGAGGCGGGGGCGCCUUUCCUUUUUUUUCUUUUUUCGUUGCUUUGCUCAGUUUUUGGGUACUCGAGUAAGACUCUGUAUCAAUCAAGUGAGGUUUUUGUGGAGUAUAUGCUGCUUGUUGUUGAAAUAUAGUUUCGAACCCAGGCCUAAUAUCCGUGCCCUUGGGACAGGGGGCUCAGUUAUGACCUUCGGUUUGUCGAUAAACAGAUGCUCGCCCUCAAAGAACCAUUUUGACGAGAAAAAGCACGAUUGAAUAGCCCAGAAGUUCGGGCUUCGACGACCUCAAAGGCUUUUUGCGAUUCAGGCCGAACCUCCUUUUCCCCUUCUCGCUCAUAAAGACAAAAGGAGGCUCUACUCGAUCGCAGGGUGGAUACCUCUAAUUUGAAUCAGACCAGGUCUGGACUCUGCCACUGUACACCCGCAGCUAAUCCAAAACCAGACAAAUUCUAUUUAUUUUAACUUGCACUGACAGUUUACUAUAUAUACUCAUGCAUUCACCGCCAAUAAAUAAGCGAUGAUUAUUUGUACAUAUUGGAUAGUCCUUACAGUCAAACCGGGAAAACCGUGGACACCAGAAAUAUUUCUGGAAUGUUAUUGUCUUGCAAGAGAAAAGCCAAUCAGGCAUGAGAAAACUAAACUGGAAGCAAGAACAUUAGUUUGUGGUUUUGUGGCUAGUUCGCGUGUCCUGAUCUCUGCUGUGAUUGGUCAUAACACAAUAAACAUUCCUAAGAUAUUUCAAAAGUUCACUGUUUUCCUAAGCUCGAUUACCAGCCGCUGUUCGGGAAAUAAGCCCGCGCUCCUCUCUCGGGGAGGGCCAAGAGAGCGGCGGAAAUCAAGCCUACAGUUUUUCCGGUCGCACUGUAAUCAUUUUAGUCAAUGUGAAAAGAAUAAGCUUGAUUAAUUGAAAGAGAAUAAUUAUGUUUUCUGUUUCUCGGCAGACAAUGGUGAAGUACCAGCGUCUUCAGUGUCUUACACACACUCUUUGCUCUGUUCUCAUGGAUAUUAAGUGG